Molecule: messenger RNA, 2014 nt
Organism: Nematolebias whitei (Rio pearlfish)
Lineage: Eukaryota; Metazoa; Chordata; Actinopteri; Cyprinodontiformes; Rivulidae
Gene: f2
Product: coagulation factor II (thrombin)
Exons: 15
Coding region: 69-1922 (617 amino acids)
Biological process (GO): blood coagulation; platelet activation; positive regulation of blood coagulation
Cellular component (GO): extracellular region
Molecular function (GO): serine-type endopeptidase activity; calcium ion binding
Source: RefSeq, a predicted model, not a curated record
AUUACAGGCAGGCAGACUUUCGAGCCGACAGGACGCUGCUGCUGGUUCUGUUCUGUUAACAGGUCUGGAUGAUGGUGGAAGCAACGUUUAAAGGAGCUGUGGUUCUGCUGCUGUUGGUGCUGCCCGGCUGCGUGGCUCAGGAUGUUUUUCUCAACAGCCAGCAUGCGUCGCAGCUUUUGGUCCGAAGCAGACGAGCCAAUCAUUUAUUCGAAGAGAUGAAACCAGGAAACCUGGAGAGAGAAUGUGUUGAAGAAGUCUGCGACUCUGAAGAAGCCAGAGAGGUGUUCGAGCAGAAAGAGAAAACUGACAAGUUCUGGGUGAAUUAUCUCGACUGCAAAGGAAAGAGCUUGGUCCGAACGCCAGACACCGUUGCCCUGGUCCGACAAUGCAUACAAGGACAGUGUAUCUUCGGUAACGGGUUAAACUAUGAAGGAGAGGUCAACAUCACAAAAACGGGCAAAGUGUGUCAGCGAUGGGGUUCCAACUACCCUCAUCCCAUCCACAGGGAGAUUAAUGCUUCAGCACUGAACAGUAAGCUGCAGGAGAACUUCUGUAGGAACCCUAACGGCCAUCUAGAAGGACCAUGGUGUUUCACCACAGAUCCAGUAGUCCAGAAAGAGACCUGCAGGGUUCCCAAAUGUGGUGAGGCAUUCAUCCCACCAACUGUAGCUCCAAGAGCGGCCACACCCACAGUGUGCUUACCUAACUAUGGUGUUGACUACACUGGAGACCUGAGUGUUACCCUGAGUGGACACACCUGUCUGCAAUGGUCAUCACCGCAGGCCGUAGCCCUCAGCCGGGACAAACAGUUCAUGCCAGAAGUGGUUCUGCAGGGCAACAAGUGCCGGAACCCAGACAACGACCCCGAGGGCCCCUGGUGCUACGUGGACAUUUCUGGAAACGUGACGAUCGAUUACUGCAACCUGGAGCUGUGUGAGGAUCCCCUGAUUGGUGGAGACGAAUUGACCAACACCAAAGACAGGGAACGGUCGGUUUUAGUUUCUAACAAGCAACUGUUCUUCAGUCCUCGAUCGUUUGGACAAGGAGAAAGUGUGUGCGGCAUGCGGCCCCUUUUUGAACUUGCAAACAAAAAGGACAAGAAUGAGGACGACCUGGUGGACUCCUACAGAGAUAAAAGGAUUGUCGGGGGGAGCAACGCUGAGGUGGCCUCAGCACCAUGGCAGGUGAUGCUGUACAAACGCAGCCCACAGGAGCUUCUGUGUGGAGCCAGUCUGCUCAGUGACCAGUGGAUCCUGACUGCAGCGCACUGCAUUCUUUAUCCUCCCUGGAAUAAAAACUUUACCUCCAACGACAUCCUGGUCCGCUUGGGGAAACACAACAGAGCCGCAUUUGAGCGUGGAAUUGAGAAGAUUGUUGCAAUUGACGAAAUCAUUGUCCAUCCCAAAUACAACUGGAAAGAAAAUCUGAAUCGGGACAUCGCUCUGCUGCACAUGAGACGGCCUGUCACUUUCACCAACGAGAUCCAUCCCGUCUGCAUACCGAGCAAGCAGGUCGCCAGGACUCUGAUGACUGAAGGCUUUAAGGGCCGAGUGACCGGCUGGGGGAACCUGAAGGAGACCUGGAACCCUGCGCAAAGAAAUUUACCCGCAGUCCUCCAGCAGAUCCACCUUCCGAUUGUGGAUCAAGACGUCUGCCGCAAGUCCACGGCGGUCAGAAUAACAGACAACAUGUUCUGUGCAGGUUUUAAACCAGAAGAAAACCAAAACGGUGACGCCUGCGAGGGCGACAGUGGAGGACCGUUUGUAAUGAAAUAUCCAGCAGAGAACCGCUGGUACCAGAUCGGUAUCGUGUCCUGGGGCGAAGGUUGUGACCGCGACGGAAAGUACGGCUUCUACACCCAUCUGUUCAGGAUGGCCAGGUGGAUCAAGAAAGUUAUCGAAAAGACAGGAGACGACGAGUAGACGCAAACUCAGAAUGAAUCCCAGUCACUUCCUGUUUUGCCUGUUGAUGAAUAAAUGAUGCUAAUAAAGUUUGUCCAAAAUAAUCUUCACCU